AUGUUUUCCUCUCGGGUAGCGUACCGCUCAUUGCUGGCGGCCACCAGGACGCCGCGGCAUAUCGCCUUCCCAAGAGAGAUCCAAAACCCAUGCUUACAGCCUAAGACUAAGAGACUUUAUUCAAGUGAACCUAACCGUCCUUCUGAAUCGGGAGCUGGUCAACAAUCACAAUUCCCUCCUCCUCCUCCACCACCACCACCACCAGGGCAAGAUGCUCAGCAACCCCUUAUCUCCAAGAUGGUGGAAUCCGCCGCCACCUCGCUUGCUUCAAUCUUGGUUCUUGGUGUCGGUUUCGGCUUAGCAGCGUACGCAUAUCAUAAGUCGUACAAGUACAUGGUGCUCCACAAGAUGUCCAAUGCCUUUGAGCCUGGUGACCCCGUCCUAGAUCUCGCGGCCAUCGGCAAAGAUCUCCCUCUCCACCACACAGCCGCAGCCACUCACUGGGUCGAGCGGCCGGAGCAAGCCAUUGUUGACGCUAUCGUGUCCGGCCACAGUGGGGGGCACUACCACCUCUUUAUCGGAGAGAAAGGCACCGGUAAGAGCAGCAUGCUCCUCGAAGCAAUGCGGAAAAUCGACGGCGACGGCGUGGCCAUGUUUGAAGCGCAUGCCGAUCUGGAAAUCUUCCGGAUCCGUCUCGGCAAAGCGCUGGAUUACGAAUUCCACGAGGAUUAUAUCGGCGGGUAUUUCAGCGAACGUGGGCCGCGCGACACCACCGCGCUCCUCGACAUUGAGCGUGCGCUCAACAAGCUCGAGAAAGUCGCACUACAGCGGCGGAAGCACGUUGGGAAGCCGCUUAUCCUCAUCAUCAACCAAAUGCACCUAAUCCGCGAUGACGACGACGGCAAAGAUCUCUUUGAGCUACUGCAGCAACGCGCUGAGCAGUGGGCCGCCGCCGAUCUAGUCACCAUGAUCUUCAACAGCGAUGACUACUGGGUCUACGAACGGCUGAAGCAGUUGGCUACCCGCAUGGACGUUCUCACCAUCCUCGAUCUGCCCAAAUCGCAAGCGACAGCAGCGCUGAAGAACUAUCGCCAACGGUACUUCCACGAGCACCCAUCAUCGGAGAUUCUGGAACAAGUUUACGACCGCGUGGGUGGGCGACUUAACUUUCUGAAACGCGUUGCCAAGAGCCAUGACAUGCUGGAGGCAUGCGAUCGCAUCAAAGAGAUGGAGAAGACGUGGUUCCUGAACCAAUGUUGGAUUCUAGGCCCAGAAAUGGAUGAUGACGUGAUGGAUCAGCAGAAGUGGGCGGCCGCAGCCGUCGUCCUCGCCACAGCGCUCGUAGACAAAGAAAAAGAAAUGGAAACCACCUACGACCCCGUCGUCGGCCACGUCCUGCCCUCCUUCCCCCUCUUCCAAGCCCAAGAGAUCAUGACCCGCGUCGACUUCGUCCGCGCCUUCGACCGGCUCAACCUCUUCAGCAUCACCAGCGACGCACACGUCCGCGCCAGCUCGGUACCCAUGCACUUGGCCUUCCAGGAGAUUGUCGCGCAGCCGGGCUUCCGCGAACAUCUGCAGGGCACGAUUGACCGGAUUGCGGCCAUUGAGAGUCUCGGCCGAACGAGGGAACUGGUGGCGAAGGAUUUGGUGCUGGGUGGGAAAUACGAGAUUCGGAAAGUACCUGGGGGUAUCGACGUGACGUUGCAAGAGAAGGAAGAAGAAGGGGAGAAGGAGAAUGGGCAGGGUGAUGGGAAGAAUUGA
This is a messenger RNA of Dichotomopilus funicola, 1701 nucleotides long. RefSeq lists its product as uncharacterized. The record is from RefSeq and is a predicted model, not a curated record. The coding region runs from base 1 to 1701 and encodes 566 amino acids. The transcript has 3 exons. NCBI's taxonomy places the organism in Eukaryota, Fungi, Ascomycota, Sordariomycetes, Sordariales, Chaetomiaceae.